Molecule: messenger RNA, 2517 nt
Organism: Truncatella angustata
Lineage: Eukaryota; Fungi; Ascomycota; Sordariomycetes; Amphisphaeriales; Sporocadaceae
Product: heterokaryon incompatibility protein-domain-containing protein
Exons: 1
Coding region: 192-2036 (614 amino acids)
Source: RefSeq, a predicted model, not a curated record
CUAACACUCAGCCCCCUUGAACUUCCUUUGCACAGCCCCACAGGAGAUUCCUGUGUGAUAACAUUCACUCAAUCUUGGUGGUGGGCUAUUUGAUGUAGAUUACCUUAAUUUGAGCUCACGCCGUUGUCCACAUUGAUACACAUCUCUUUGUCCCUUCGCUAAAAAAGAUCUUUAGCUUCAGCAUCGACACCAUGCCGAGUUUCACAUUUGCUCCCCCUAUUGCGAAGGGCGACAACAUUGACGGAUUCUAUCAUCUCCCAGAAAUCGAGGGUGUCAGUAUAGAUGAGGUCAAAAGAAUGGAGGCACUGUCGUUCUGGACCUGUGGUAAUUGCUCGUCGUCUUCACCUGUUACAGAAAGAUUCUUUGCUUGUGGCAGCAAAGCCCAUGGCUCAACCUAUAUAUUAUGUCAAAAAUGUCGCGAUUCUGGCGAAUCUUGUGACCCUCACCCAAGCCAACACGAGCUCGUCCUGUGUCAGGCUAAGCUGGAACAUAACAUGGCGCACUACUAUCAACGAACCCCUGUUCCUCCUCGGCAUAUCCGACUUCUUCAUAUUCGCCCGUCUCAAAAUUUCGAGGAUCCGCUUGAGGGUAUGGUCAGCGUUGCAUCUGUGGACGACCCCCUUGAGUACCACACCUUGAGUUACGUCUGGGGCUCCCCGAUAAAACCCAAGUUGAUCAAGAUAGGACAUUGUCUUGUUGCGAUCACUUACAGCUUAGAACUGGCCUUGCGCCGUUGCCGAGAUGGAAAAGGCGACGUCGCAAUCUGGGCUGACGCAAUCUGCAUCAAUCAGGCAGACAAUGCGGAAAAGGCUGCUCAGAUCAGCAUGAUGAGAGAUAUCUACAAGAACUCCUUGAAAACAUAUGUAUAUCUUGGAGAAAACGAAGAAAAUCUUCGCAUUGAGCUCCUGACGGAGGAGAAUAGAAUGCGCUUACAUGAAGCUACUCGCAAGGAUCAGCUGCAGGCUAACGAGGCUAUGGGAAGCUUGUUGGAACAAAACUGGUUUUCUCGCGUAUGGGUCGUCCAAGAGGUCGCUGCCAGUCUCCAAUGCAUCGUUCUAUUCGGCGAUGUCUCUUUCGACUACAAGUUGCUUAUUGACCAUGUCGAGAUUACCUCUCACACGCCGUUUCGCACGGUACUCUUGCAGAUACGGCAGAUUCGAGAAAUCGCGAAGAACUUCAAACCAGCACACAUGGCCAAUGCUAGACGGUUUUGGUUAGAGAAACAAUUCGGUAACAAUCUAGAAAAGCAGCGACAGUUCCGCAAGAUUGAGGAAGCCUUCGAAGAACGCUUCCGGCCAUUUCCGUAUCCUCUGAUUGAUCUGCUAGAGAGCUUCCGAAAUAGAGAUGCCACUGAUCCCCGUGACAAGAUCUAUGCUUUCCUAGGACUGGCCACAGAUAUCAAAUGGGAGCAUGAUGGAGAAAUCGCAAAAAUAAGUAGUUCAACGGGUUGUCAGGUGCCCGAGCCGGACUACAACAGUUCUAUUCAGGAUGUGUACUAUAAUUACGCAUGCUAUUUCGUCGACUCCGGAUAUUGGUGCGACAUGCUUCAUUCCGCCUCCCUCAAUAAUCUAGGCAGCUCCCGGCUCCCUGAACUUCCUUCAUGGGUUCCAGACUGGACGUCUCGCAGGGAAAACGUGCAGUCCAAGCGAUUUAACGAGCAUUUCGGGCAGUAUCUGUACCACGCGGGUGGUUUCAACGGCUUGACAAAAGCACGUGUCAAGCCCGAGUCUCGAAUACUCGCUAUAAGCGGUGGCUUGGUGGACAAGAUCACAUUCCUCGCCGAGCCAUGGAAGUUUGGCGAACCUCGACAUCCUGAUAUCAUGGCAUGCAUGAACCUUUUAAUCAACAACAAAGCCUACUGCAGGAAAGCUGCGACAGAAGGAUUUGAGCCUCUUACCAUUCGUGAUGCACUCAUCUAUAAUUGCGUUGAUCAGGUAAUGGAAUGUGAGGAUUGUGUUGCUGGUGCCCCAGUGUGGCUCCAGUCCAUUGCUGUCGCAACUACAUUCAAGUACACCCGUCACAGGGACGUUCUCUAGGCAGAGUCUCGGCGCCAAUACUUCGAGCUAGCCAACACGAGUUACCGAGCCUGUCAAGCGGGCGACAAGAGCGCUUUAGAAAGUAUGGAUCCCAUGGAAGAAGCUUUUCAGCACAUUUUUGAUCCGGAGCCGUUCCAACAUGGCCCGACCACACUCAUACCAAACCAGCAAUAUGUACAUGAAAUCAUCACCGACCGACGCUUCUGCUUCACAGAACUUGGGCGUAUUGGUCUCGUACCACUACACGCAGAGGUUGAUGAUAUAAUUUGUAUUAUGAAGGGCGGUACGACGCCAUAUGUACUCCGGGCAGACGAAGGAGAAUGGAAAUUUAUUGGGGACUCAUAUAUCAGGGGUAUCAUGCAAGGCGAAGCAUUGGGAACCGAUGAUUUUAUGGAGAUGGAAUUUGAAAUACAAUAAACUAAGGCAAGUUGGAUACAGUGUAAGGGACUCAAUAAAUGCAUCUGUCGUUACAGGAAUGGCC